Messenger RNA from Nicotiana tabacum (common tobacco), 774 nucleotides. The record is from RefSeq and is a predicted model, not a curated record. Lineage: Eukaryota; Viridiplantae; Streptophyta; Magnoliopsida; Solanales; Solanaceae.
AUGGGUUGGUUAGAAGGUUGCAAAAGAAUUAUUGGUUUUGAUGGAUGCUUCUUGAAAGGGAUGUGUAAAGGUGAGUUACUGGUAGCUGUUGGCAAAAAUGGGAACAAUCAGAUAUUUCCAAUAGCAUGGGUAGUUGUGGAGACAAAACACUCUUGGACAUGGUUCAUUCAACACCUGAGUGCUGACUUGGAGUUAGGAGAUGGUUUCAACUUAACAGUAACGUCAGACAGUCAAAAGGGAUUAAUACCUGCAAUUGAAAACUUGCAGUGCAAGGAUGAGUUUGCAAGAUUGGGAAUGCUGGGGAGAAACAUAUGUGAGUAUGUUCUGGAUUACAACAAAGAAGUAUGGGUAAGGGCUUAUUUUAGUCCUAUGUCUAAAUGUGAUGUUGUUAAAAAUAAUAUGUGUGAGGCAUUUCAUUCAUGGAUAGUGGUACCUAGGCAUAAGUCAGUUAUAACUAUAUUAGAGGAAAUCAGACACAAAGUGAUGACUAGAACUGUUGAUAUGAGGAGAUUUGCUGAAACUUUGAUAACAGAUAUAUCCCCAAUAGCAAGAAUGAAUUUAGAAGAAAAUAAAGAUGCAUUUAGGAGAUGUAAAGUUCUUUGGAAUGGAGAUAAUGGUUUUGAAAUUUCUAAUAGUGAUAUUAGGCAUAUUGUUGAUUUAAGAGAGAAGACUUGCACUUGUAGAACCUGGAUGUUGAGAGGAAUUCCAUGCCCUCAUGCUAUUUGUUCCCUAUAUCACUUAGGACAGAAUCCAGAUGGCUUGGUUGAACAUUGA